Molecule: messenger RNA, 264 nt
Organism: Phytophthora infestans T30-4
Lineage: Eukaryota; Oomycota; Peronosporomycetes; Peronosporales; Peronosporaceae
Exons: 4
Coding region: 1-264 (87 amino acids)
Source: RefSeq, a predicted model, not a curated record
AUGGCGGAUCAGCAGAUCACGCAGUGUGCCUCCUGGAUGCACUUGCGCAAGGCCAAGCUUGCGAUCACCACAAUGCUGAUGCCACCACAGCCGACACCACACGCACCAGCAGCAUCAGACUUGGGUCCACUCGUCAGGCUACUACUGCUGAGCAGCGUUGCGCUACAAGCUGUUGAUCCAGCGAAGGACAUCGACUAUAACGAACUCAACGGCGAAGAAGAUGGUGCCGAGGGCGACCGCUUGGCUCAAAGCGACGCUUCUUAG